Zingiber officinale is the source of this 1047-nucleotide messenger RNA. RefSeq names its product zinc finger MYM-type protein 1-like. The record is from RefSeq and is a predicted model, not a curated record. Lineage: Eukaryota; Viridiplantae; Streptophyta; Magnoliopsida; Zingiberales; Zingiberaceae. The transcript has a single exon. The coding region runs from base 1 to 1047 and encodes 348 amino acids.
AUGUUGAGGUAUGUUAAGAAAAUACGAGAUGAACCUACUUCAAACAAGUCAUCUCCCCCUCCACCACCUCCUCCUCCUCCGCCUCCUCUACCAGCUCCUCUUGAUGCUGACUCAAAUGAGUAUCCUAGUGAUCCUGGGCUAAGAAAGCACAUUCUUGAGUAUAAUGUUAAUGAAAGGGAGAUUGUUCGACGUUACUAUUUGCAAAAAGGUCCUUUUCAACCUAAAAAUCAUGAAUUUCCUUGGCGUUCUUGUCCCAAAGAGAAACGAAGAUUUCGAGCUAUAUGGUUUAGUCUUCAUCCUAAUUGGCUAGAAUACAGCAUUGCAAAAGAUGCGGCUUUUUGUCUUUAUUUCUAUUUAUUCAAAGCGGAUCAUGGCGGUCAAAGUGGUGGUGAUUCUUUUGUUACUGAGGGAUUUAAAAAUUGGAGAAAGAAAGAAAAAUUUAAUGAACAUGUUGGAAAUCAGAGCAGCAUUCACAAUAGGUGCAUGAUGGCGGCUUAUGAUUUAAUGAAUCAAAAACAACAUAUUGAAACUUGUUUGGUCAAUCAGUCUAGUCAAGUAGCUAUCGAUUAUCGUGUUCGUUUGACAACAUCAAUUGAUUGCAUAAGAUUUCUUGUGCGUCAAGGAUUAGCAUUUCGUGGUCAUGAUGAAUCAACAAACUCACUCAAUCAUGGUAAUUUUCUUGAAUUGUUAAGAUUUCUUGCUGACCAUAAUGAGGAUAUCAAUAGAGUUGCACUAGACAAUGCUCUCUCAAAUCUCAAAUUGACAUCGCCUGAUAUUCAGAAAGAUAUUAUCAGAUCCAUUGCUUAUUUAACCACUAAUUCUAUUCUUGGAGAUCUCGGUGAUAAAUUAUUUACUAUAUUAGUUGAUGAGGCUCGUGAUAUAUCUGUUAAAGAACAAAUGGCAGUUGCUUUACGGUUUGUAGAUGAAAGGGGAAAUAUUGUUGAAUGCUUUCUAGGCAUUGUACAUGUAAGCAACACUACUGCCUUAUCACUUAAAACCGCUAUUGAUUCUUUGUUGUGCCAACAUGGAUUAUCUAUAUCUAAUUAA